AUGGACGACCCGGUUUCUUUGCUCGUUCCACGAUUUUAUGGGUCCAUGAUCAUGGUGUAUUCGAUUACGCACCCAGCUUUCAAUAAAACCAAAAUCUUUAAGAUGAAAUGCUUUCGUCCAACUCUGCGAAUUUGUCUUUAUGAACCGCUGUGCUCAUAUUAUGAGUGGGGCUGCAGGUGGUCGGGGCCAGUUCCCCUUGCCUUGUCCAAAGAUGGUCGUUCCAAAAUUGAAAACCAGUUUUUUAGCAGGUUCCGUGAAGACAAGCUCAAUUGCAUACAUAUAGUACAUGAGCUAGGCCUAAUAAUUGAUUAUAGGGAAAUUCAGCUUGAGGACGAACGGUUAGACAUCUUUGGCCUCAAAGAUCAGUUUUCCAGCAUUCGCGGCAAUUAA
Molecule: messenger RNA, 390 nt
Organism: Acaulospora morrowiae
Lineage: Eukaryota; Fungi; Glomeromycota; Glomeromycetes; Diversisporales; Acaulosporaceae
Source: the annotation of a GenBank genome assembly